Messenger RNA from Owenia fusiformis, 5898 nucleotides. NCBI's taxonomy places the organism in Eukaryota, Metazoa, Annelida, Polychaeta, Sabellida, Oweniidae. The record is from the annotation of a GenBank genome assembly.
CACGUUGCAUACCGGGAACAAUGCUUGCUGAGGACGCACAUGGAUUCCAUCAUUCCCGGUAUCGAAAAACAAGCUGUCAACCGUUCUUGGAAACAUAGCAACAACAAAACGAAAGACUCAACAUGGCCAUGGAAAGAUUAACAUUGCCGAAGAAGCCAAUAUUGCAUUUUGGGGAUGGCAGUUUGUCGGCAGCAAAACUACCAACUGUUCCAGAUGGUGCACCGCCGACGUGGUGUGCGCUGCCUUUGGAUGCUAAACUCCCGAUGAUCCCUGCACCCAAAGGAGCAAUAGUCUUGUACACCACAAACCUUUGUGAAAUGAUCCAUGUUAAUGGAAAAGACCUCGACUUUGAUCUGAAUGAUCCAUGCGCUCAUUACAUGACGAAUGAGUACAAACCAUUACACGACCCUCAUCUGAAAUCAAUGUUGACCACACCAACGAUGCGUCGCCGACUAUACAAGGCUGGCUUCAUCACAAAGGAUGGAAAAGUGAAAUGUAAUCUUCAAGAGUUCAAUGAAUAUCGACUGUAUCUUAGAAAGAAGAUAUUAGACCAACAAAAACAACUGCGAAGACGAAAGGAUGUUGAAAACAUAUACGGGAGCGGCAAAAAAUCUAGGAAAUCUCGUUUAACUUACCACGCUAGCAGCAGCGACGACGAUGAAGAAGGUGAACCCUAUAACCUGUCUCAUAUCAGAGAGCAGAAAGCAAAAGAAGCAAAAGAACGUUUAAAAGCGCAAGAAGAGGCUGAGAAAGAGAAAUAUUGUCAGAUUCUAACUGAUGAUGAGAAAAGACAAGAGAGAAUAAAACAAGAAAAGAAAGCAUUUUUUGCUCAACUACAGCACGCCCAAAUGACAGAGUUUGAUAGGCGGGCUGAAAUAUUGAGAAAGAAAAAGGCUGAUGAUCGCAAACGAAAGUUGAAGAUGGUGAAACGCUGGAUACGAGAGGCAGAAGAGAGGGCUGUACGAGCAGAGAGACGUAAAAAGCAAUACCACCAUGAACAAAACAAGAAGUUAGAGAUUGCCUGGGAGACUCGUCGCCGCCUGCAAGAGCAGCGUCUCAGAGAUGAGGAGGAACGACGCAAAAAGAACGAGGCGCAACUGAAAAGGGAGGUUGAGAGAAGGAAUAGACGAGUCAGAAAACAACGUACUGCGCUUAAAAAGAAAUUUGAAGAAAGAAAGACCAUUGAGAGGCAUAGACGGCAGGUGGUCGAAGAGAAUUAUACAAGACACUGGCAAAAGACAGUAGAGGGACUGACCAAUCGGGAGAAAGAGGAGACUUAUCGUCAAAGGAAAGGCAAGAAACCUUCUAGUCGAAGGGGUCUUUAUGGUGAAAGCAACUGGACAGUUGAUGACAUUUUGAAGUCAUUUGCAGCCUCAGAACCAGAGACAGAUAUGGCAAUCAAUCGACGUCAUAACCGAGACGAUGUAGGAACAGGCAGAACAAGUGCACCUUUAACAACCAUUUCCACAUCUGAAAAGGAGAAGGAUGUAACAAUAGCAGUUGAAAUACCAAUUGUGCAUGAGUCACAAUUUGAUGUUGGACCACUCCAGGCGUCUGGUGAAUCUUUAGGUAGUGUCACUGUGAGUUCGCUUGGUUUGACCGACUUUCGUGGCAUGAAGCCUCGGGCUGGGAUAGAUAGAAAUAAAAAACGUGAUCGAAAGAAGAUAAAGAGUACAAAAACAAAGAAAAGUGGAAAAACUGCUAGUAUUUUGGAACUUCUGCAAGGAUCCAAAACAAUGCAAGAACGCAAAAGACAACGUGAAGAAAAAUUGAAAAAACAAGCGCAACUUGGCUUUGGUGAUAUCUCUGGUUUCAUCCCACCUACGACAACAGUCGUGGAGGAGGAGGAGGAGGAGGAAGAAGAGAUCACUCCACCAGAAGAAGACAUUAGUGAAUCAUUCGAAGAUUUUGUUGAGAGGGAUUCUGAGGAAGAACUAAGAAUAAAAGCUCAAUUCAUCGUCAGUUCAACAUUGGAGUUGGCAACAAAGAUUAUUUAUCCUGCCUACCUGAGGUAUCAGGCAGAGCUCCAGCAGGAACGAGUCCCCAAAACUAAAAUCACAAUUCAUGAGGAAGGCAGUGUGGAUGACUUUUAUGGUGAAAGGCCAGCAUCCCCGACACCCGAUUCAACUGGUGGUGUCCAAUUUGGAGAUCUAUUUGUGCCAGACUCAGACAAUGGUGCUGUAUCUGAUGAGGGUGAGAUUGUUAAUGUUAUAGAAAACGAGGCUGAGUCUGACGAUGACAUGUUUAUUACCACUGCUCGUGGUAGAGGAGUUAGAUUCAGUGUAGUUGAAGACAAGAUCCCGAAUCUGGAUAUCAAGGCAUUCGACAGUGAAUCCCUGACUGAUAUCUCCAGUGAAGAUGACGAUGUUUAUUUUGAUGACUUCACGGAGAGUGAUGAAGAAGUUGAAAUUACUGGUAUUGGUGCAAAGCUAGUUGCUAAGGAUUCUCUAACCAUUACACACAGCCACCAAUCCUGUCUCCCGUAUGAGCCGCCGUGUGACGAUAGACCUCCUACAAUGGAGGCAGUGGUAUCUGCAGAGUCUCUGAACAGACUAUUUGGACGAAUUUUGGAAGAUCUUGCAUCAGGAAAACUUAACCCAGAGAAGGUCUCAAUAAUAGCAAAAUAUGCAAAGGAAAUCGUUGAUGGUGCUACAAGUGACACAAGUUCCGAAACAGCAAGUAGGAGAGAAAGUGCUGAAUUUAGACCUGUUAAAAGAGUCUCCACAAUUUCCCUGCUGGCAAACGCAGCUGUGAAAGAGGUCAUGGAAAAAGUGUUUGGUAGUGUUAAGGCCGGUACCAUAAGUAAUGAUGAUAUGAGAGCACUUACUGUAGCGAUUGUUGAAGGCCAUACAUAUUCUGGAAAAAGCAGUAGAACUAGUUCGGCCAAACUUAUAGAUAAUUAUGAUAUGGCAACUGCUUCAACUGAGUCUCUGUUUGCCAUGGAACUGAUACGUGAGACAUUGUCUAAAGUGUUAACAGAUAUCAAGGGUAAACUGCUAAGUGCUGAUUCUAUUCACAAAUUAGCAGAAGCAAUUAAACCGACAGUACUAAGCAGGGAGUGCGUUAGUCCAAUGAGAAAAUUUUCUGCUGAGUCAAACACAUCAUUAAUGGCUGAAUAUUUUGUGAAGCAAACGAUAGAGAAUGUCCUGUCUGAUUUAGAAGAAACCGACAUUCAGGCUAAAACUAUUGAGUCAAUAAUCACUGAAGAUUUCAUUGAGCAAACCUUGACUCGAGCUUUGAAAGUCAUGACACCAAAGUCAAGUGAAUCAUUUUUGACUGAGGAGUUUAUAGAAGAAACAAUGCAAACAAUACUUCAAGAGUUUGCUCCAAAUGAGGUAGAACUGGCACUCACAGAGAGUAAAACUUCUAACUCGUCACUUUUGAUUGAAGAAAUGAUACAGGAAGUGCUUGAUAACGUAACGCAGGGUGUUUCUGAUGGUUUGGUCACAGAAUUCGAUGUAAACAAGAUAACAACCAAGAUCCAAGAGUCCUUAAACAAUCUUAAGUCAGAUAACACGAGCGACGGUGACGACUAUGAUGAGGUUGUGUCGAAAGAUCUAAUCACUGACAGCAUUGAUAAAAUCCUAAUACAGCAGCACCAAUUUGAGCCAUUGUUUGACGAGCAGCCUCUCUCCCAUAUCUCAAUGAGAACUCAAGAUGCGCUUCAUGUUCAGGGACCAGUUCCACAUAGAUCGUUUCGAUGCCUUCAACAUCCAAGUGACUCAGAAAAGGACCAACUUCAUACGCGUGAAAGCGUUGAGAAGCACAAUCGAAUAGGAGCCAUGACAAGUAGCCAAACAGAAUCUUUGAUGGAUAGUUAUCACAGCAUAAAAGCAGACUCCAGUUCUGACGAGUUAUUAAACAUUGUCGAACAAGAUGUCUCUGAUGAAAAAAUCAAAUUAUUCGAUGACAGUCACUUUGCAGAGGAAAUUCCAGUGAUUAAACCUAUAUUCAAAGGAAAACCUGUAGACAUCGACCCUGCUAUUAUCGCUGAUUCACUGUCUGCCAUAUCCCACAAGAGGCAAGCUAUAAGCGGGCCAUCACAGCGCCACUCAUUUCGGAGUCUUAUAAAGCCAGAUGUGAGUAAAGUGGAAUCUUUAAAAGAACAUUCUACCUCAGGACUGAGAAAUGAACUGAUUAAAAACUCCAGCCACAACCUAAACGAUCUAAACAAAUUGACAGAUAUAAUUGGGGAGGAACACAUUCUGCCAAUUCCAAUUGACGAGGCUAGGCGGGACAGUGGAGCCAAUGAAAUUGUCACAAAUGUUUUGGAAUUGAAUAAAUGUAGUUCUAACUCAACCGAGUCCACCGUGAAGAAAACCACUUCAAAUGCCUCAUUGGAAAAAAUGAAAAAUGCAGCUGAAAUAUACGCCAGUGGAACAAAAAGUUUUAAAAGAUUACAAUCCAAGACGUCUUCGGGAAAACGAUCAUCAAAAUCAAGUGCCACGUUCACGAAGGAAAAACCCCAGUGCAAAUUAUCUGUUGAUACAACCAAAUCAAACGCCAGUGCUUUACUUUACAAACAGGCAGAUAUUUCCUCAUCAAUGCCUCUUAUGGGCAAUAAAAUCAGUACAUCGAGUGGGUUGGUUUUAAAAAGUGACAAAGCACUGUUCAAAAUCAAGAAAGAUGAGCACAAGAAAAUAUUUUCAAAACAGCCUAAAAACGGUCAAAUUCCAAUUGCGAAUAAGUCAAGUAAAGAAAAAUUAAUAGCUGCAUCUGGAACCUCAAGCACAAAAAGUUCAAAGUCAAACCGCCAUUCUUAUUCCAGAGAGAAAAAUCUGGAUCAGCCUAGGUCAGAAUCUUGUGAGAAAUUAAGGACACCACAAUCGCAAAGUAAGAGACCGCUCACCAGUGAAAGUUUAAAUGACUCUAGCAAUCAAUAUGAAACUAAUGAUUCAACAGCGACUAGAAAAUGUAUAAGCAGCCAAAGUAAUAGGAGAAAUUCGUCGAAAACACCAACCUCAUUGACAAGCCAAACAAAAAGACGAAGUGAAACAUCUUUAAGAUCAAGAACUCCAAGUGCUAAAUCAUCUAAAAUAAAAUCAACUAACGGCCAAAGUUCUGAGAAAUGCUCAUCAAAAACUAUAAAAUCAAAUACACAAUCGUCUUUGAAUCGGGUAUCUUGUUCAAAUACGUCUAUGAAGUACUCCAAAAAACCUGUGACAGUGGUAACAGACGGACGUAACGACGAUUGCGAUUUUCAGUCUCGAGACGAUUCUGAAAUAGCCCCUGUUGCAGUGAAAUCAGUGUGCGGCUCCCAUACUUCCGUCGUGUCGGUCCGUUCCUCUCUGACAUCGGUUGAGAUGUCUGCCACAUCGUUGACAGUUAAAGACUCUAAGACAAGUAUGAGAUCGAAUCAAAGCGGUAUAUCAAUGUCAACGGGGCAGUCUACUAAUAAAGAUGAAGUAAACAGAAAUACUGAGCUAAGUGUGAAAGAAAAUGAUACUGAUAUUCCACUGCCUGAAAACAGCCCAGAUGAGUAUCCCAGGGGCUCUGUAUUGAGCGUUGCGAUGCGCAGUUUGGUCAAUUCAAGUACUAGUGUUACAAAUAAGGUAUCGGACGAUGUUCCUACAACUACCAACGAAUCUAACAACAGCUACAAUUCGAAACAAUGACACAAACAAACAAACAAAAAAACAAUUUUAAAUUUUAAAACAAUUUAAAUUAGAUUGACAUUCAUCGUGCAAGUCCAUUUCAACAUGCAUUUUUAACCAUGAACAUUUUUUCACGGGUGGCAAAGUAAAAGUAGUCUUUAAUGAGAACAGUAAAAUCGUCCUUCCGUUAUUUAUACUGCGCCCGGGAUACUGCGUGUCAUUGUGAUAUAUGUAAAUACAUUUUAUAGUAUGUUAUUCAACUGUAUUUUUGCGAAUUGAUUGUUUUUCUAAACCUUGCAGAUGA